This is a messenger RNA of Drosophila takahashii, 360 nucleotides long. Its product is annotated as protein new-glue 1-like. NCBI's taxonomy places the organism in Eukaryota, Metazoa, Arthropoda, Insecta, Diptera, Drosophilidae. The record is from RefSeq and is a predicted model, not a curated record.
AUGAAGAUCACCCCGCUCCUCGUGCUCCUCGCCACCUUCCUCGGCUGUGCUAUGAUCCGCCAGUCGGAGGGCGCCUCCAGCACCACCACCACCUCCGCCUCGGCCACCACCACCACUGCCGCCUCCGCAACCACCUCCGCCUCGGCCGCCACCACCACCACUGCCGCUUCGGACUCCACCACGACAACCACUGAAUCAUCAUCACUAGUCGCAUCUGGCACAAAAAAGCAGGUCAUAAGACAUGAAAAACGUAAGCGCCAUAGGCCCAGAAAGAUCAGGCGAACUAAAAGGAGGGGAUACGGCGGAAGUCGCAACGGUAAAGGACGCAAGGGGCGCAAGGGCCGCAGGUCCGACGACUGA